Phragmites australis (common reed) is the source of this 1429-nucleotide messenger RNA. Its product is annotated as 3-oxoacyl-[acyl-carrier-protein] reductase 4-like. The record is from RefSeq and is a predicted model, not a curated record. Lineage: Eukaryota; Viridiplantae; Streptophyta; Magnoliopsida; Poales; Poaceae. The transcript has 11 exons. Gene Ontology annotation, biological process: fatty acid biosynthetic process. Gene Ontology annotation, molecular function: 3-oxoacyl-[acyl-carrier-protein] reductase (NADPH) activity; NAD binding. The coding region runs from base 209 to 1153 and encodes 314 amino acids.
CCCUCUCGUCACUAUCCCAUCAUCCUUCCUCGUUCCCUCCGCUCGAACACAUCCAUCGCCCCGUUGCCGUCGGAGCUUCCAAAGCAGGCAAACCGCACACCAAACCUCGCCAAACCCCGACGGCACAUCCUCCUAUAAACGCCACCCUCCCCCUCCCCCCUCUAGCUCUCUGGCUCCCCGCCCCACCCUCCCUUUCCUCCGAUCUCUCAUGGCUUCCGCCACCGCCGCCGCCGCCGCCCUCGCCUCCCCGGCGGCCCUCUCCGCGUCGCAGGCAGCCCUCUUGCGCCGGGGCCUCGUCAGCUUUGCCCCUGCGCUCUGGUCCGGCGGCCCCAGCUCCCGCGCCGUCGCGCUCUCCGGUGUAAGAACUCAUGUUGCAGCUGUUGAGCAAGCAGUUGUACAGGAUGCUACAAAGUUGGAGGCUCCUGUCGUUAUUGUUACUGGUGCUUCCAGGGGGAUUGGAAAAGCCACUGCAUUGGCUCUUGGAAAAGCAGGCUGCAAGGUCUUGGUGAAUUAUGCCCGAUCUUCAAAGGAGGCUGAAGAAGUCUCCAAGGAGAUUGAAGCAUCUGGAGGCCAGGCCAUUACCUUUGGAGGGGAUGUUUCCAAAGAAGCUGAUGUCGAAUCUAUGAUAAAAGCAGCUGUUGAUACAUGGGGAACAAUUGAUGUACUAGUAAACAAUGCAGGAAUCACACGGGACACAUUAUUGAUGAGAAUGAAGAAAUCACAGUGGCAAGACGUAAUUGAUCUGAAUCUUACAGGGGUUUUCCUUUGCACGCAGGCUGCAACAAAAGUAAUGAUGAAGAAGAAAAAGGGACGAAUUAUCAACAUAGCAUCAGUUGUUGGUCUAACUGGUAAUGCUGGGCAAGCUAAUUACGCUGCUGCCAAAGCUGGGGUUAUUGGGUUUACAAAAACAGUUGCUAGGGAAUACGCAAGCAGAAAUAUUAAUGCAAAUGUUAUUGCUCCUGGAUUUAUUGCAUCAGAUAUGACUGCCGAACUUGGGGAAGAGCUCACGAAGAAAAUUCUGUCAACUAUCCCCUUAGGGAGAUACGGCCGGCCAGAAGAGGUUGCUGGCCUGGUGGAAUUCUUAGCCCUCAGCCCUGCUGCAAGCUACAUCACUGGACAGGUCCUUACCAUCGAUGGAGGGAUGGUGAUGUAAGGCUCGAGUAAACUCCUCAGGCUUCAUAUUGCCUCCUUGUCUUAUUUUCUAUAUUGCGUCCUUGUCCUAUUUUCUUACUAAAACUAUGUGCUGUAACCUUUUUGAGGGACAAUUUGUUUAUUGUGCUGUGGUACCUGCUUUCUUAGUUUCUAGUGAGUGGGAACGAUAUGGAGGUGGAAAUUGAGAAACUGACUGGCGUAUAUUUUGACGGUCGUAUAUUUAACUUAGUUGUUUGUAUAUUUUGGUGGUCGUAUAUUUAACUUAGUUGUUUGAGCA